AUGGACUAUAUGGCUGUAAACGAUCAAAGCCAGCUCACUACGUGUCUCGAGCUGCCGUUCGAGCGGGAGAAACGCGAUGCGAUAUAUAAAUUGGCGCUAUUCCAGCUCAACAAUGCAAAUCCUUCGGCGGCAGACCCUACGAAGCCACGUCGCGAAAGGCACUUCUCCGCCGCAGAUCCAGGUUCAUGGUGGCCCAUAGGGCCUCAGUCAAUUUACUCGGUCCCGGAUAUAUAUCCAACGGUUCCAGGCACGCGUCCUGGUGGUGGGAGGUACCGCGGAUAUCACGUUAUGAUUCUAGAACCUAGCAUUUUCACCCGACACGGCCGCCGCAGGGUCGAAGAAGCAAAGGAACUGUUUUACGGUCGUGGUGUCGUACUUUUCAUACACGACGUAGAGACGAAUUUCAUAAACCACUGGGCAAUACAGAAUUCCCAAUUUAUUUACAAGUAUCUGAGAAUCGUAUAUGUCAGGGUGCUCGCCCAGGCCACUGCCAUCCCGGACAUCGGUGCAGAACACAUCGGCUCAAAAGGCAAUGGCUGUGCUGCUUGUGCCGCAGAACAAAGGCCGUACGAGUACCACGAUGUCCACUGGCAGCAACCUAUGUUCGAACUCAAUAUAGGUGACGCUCGUGGCCAGGAACUUUUUAUGCGCAGCUGUGUUCAGCUUGCGAGCAGCCAGUGCCAAGAGAUCCAGCGACAGGUCCAGAAGUGGCAACUACGCUCGGUGCCAGGCAGGACGACGCGGUUCGUCGGACAGUCUUUGUUGGCCGUCAUGGAGAUCCUAUGGAAGGUUCUUCAGCAGAUCAAUUCGGGGCCAGAGAAGAUAUACUAUUUCGUAGUGAAGACGCGGGAUGUCCAGCGUUUUGAACAGAGGGCAUUCAAGCCUUGGGAUUCGAGAACGUGUCCGAACGUGGUUGUCCUUACGAAUGGUUACGAGUGGCCUGUGGUAGAGUUAAGGGCUCGGGAGAAAGAGAGUCUGUGA
Molecule: messenger RNA, 981 nt
Organism: Verruconis gallopava
Lineage: Eukaryota; Fungi; Ascomycota; Dothideomycetes; Venturiales; Sympoventuriaceae
Exons: 1
Coding region: 1-981 (326 amino acids)
Source: RefSeq, a predicted model, not a curated record